AUGUCAUCCCUCACCAGCCAAGAGUCGUCCACCACACAACCCCAGAAUCCAGUCAACCCUAGCAAAGACGCCGCAGGUAGCUUCAAAGGCGAUCCAAGCGUGCCAUUCAAGAGUGGCAGCUCGACCGACCCUGCAGGUCUAAGCGCCUCAAUCGACAAGCCCGCAUGCGGCCAGCACAAUGCUUCCGAUACCUCGGAACAGCGGCGCGGGGAAGACAUGACGCAGAACACGAAGCAAGAGUAUGAAGGAGAUAGUAGCUUGGGUACGAAAUCGGGAAGCGAGAGUUUGAUGGACAGCGUGGAGCAAAGUAUGCAUCAAGGUGGUGAUCAGGAUAGAUCUGAUGUCGAUGUGGGUCAGGUCACUGCUAGAAGAUAG
Messenger RNA from Exserohilum turcica Et28A, 375 nucleotides. RefSeq lists its product as uncharacterized. The record is from RefSeq and is a predicted model, not a curated record. The coding region runs from base 1 to 375 and encodes 124 amino acids. NCBI's taxonomy places the organism in Eukaryota, Fungi, Ascomycota, Dothideomycetes, Pleosporales, Pleosporaceae. The transcript has 2 exons.